This is a messenger RNA of Pristis pectinata (smalltooth sawfish), 1052 nucleotides long. RefSeq names its product mitochondrial ribosomal protein L22 (gene mrpl22). Gene Ontology annotation, biological process: ribosome assembly; translation. The record is from RefSeq and is a predicted model, not a curated record. Gene Ontology annotation, cellular component: mitochondrial large ribosomal subunit; ribosome. Gene Ontology annotation, molecular function: structural constituent of ribosome. Lineage: Eukaryota; Metazoa; Chordata; Chondrichthyes; Rhinopristiformes; Pristidae.
CAGGAAGAUACUGUUCUUGGCUCCGAAGCCCAGGCGGCGGCCGGGACCGGGGCCGCCGUCGCUGCAGCGGCUGCAGUACCAGUUGGGCGACGGGAAAGCGCGUUUCAAAACCGCGACCGAUCCACCCAGCCAGGCCAGCGGGGCGAACGCUCCAGCCCAACCCUCAGCAGGACCCCAUUCACCCGACGCCCCCCUCUCUUUACUAAUCGAUAAGCGCGCAAAAAAAUAAAAAAAAUCAUCAGUAUAAAUCGAGCCAGGCACUGCAAUCGAGGGCAGAGUGCGGAAUCGAUGAGCGUGUGUGUGAUUAGGCGAGCCUGGUGGUGUGUCUGAGUGCAACAUGGCAACUUCUCUCUGGCCAGGUCUGGCUGCUGUGAGGAAUCUCCUGACACACGUCCAUUCAAGGUUACCGGCAUCAUGCACUAUUAUUCCUCACUCGAGCUUGCACUCAAGCCUUGCUCUAACAGCAAAAAACUGGGAGAGGAAGAACCGGACAGUCUACCCUCCCCAGCUGCCGCACGAACCUCGCAAACCAGUGGAGGUUUAUCACUGCAGGAGACAGAUCAAGUAUAGCAAGGACAAGAUGUGGUACCUGGCAAAAAUGAUAAGAGGUAUGACCUUUGACCAGGCCGUUGCCCAGCUCCAGUUCAAUGACAAGAAGGGAGCAAAGGUCAUGCUGGAGGUCCUGCUGGAAGCCCAGGAACUGGCAGUGAGGAAUCACAACUUGGAGUACAGAUCCAACCUCUACGUAGCUGAAUCCUUCUCCAGUAAGGGCCAGUACCUGAAGCGACUGCGGUACCAUGGACGAGGAAUGUUUGGCAUCAUGGACAGGGUCUACUGUCACUACUUUGAGCUGGUGGAGGGAAGCCCCCCGAUCGAGAAGAAGACCACCGACUGGAUCAGGCUAAAAGAGUAUGUGCAGAAACUACGCAACAGAACCAUCGUCCAUGCCCUGUAGCAGAUCCAGCACAGCACUGUGAUUGGCACAGUGUCUGUGGCAUUGCCUGUGAUAGGCGUGUAUGGCUGUUGUAAAUAAAUAACACACAUCAUGGGAA